UGAUGAUUCUCACGAUGAAGAACGACGCUCUGCUUCUCCGUCUGCCCGCCUGGUGUCAAAAAAGAAACAAAAAAAACAUCUUACUUAAAGGAUGUGUCUGAUUUCUACCACGUACCUAAGAAGCGUCUCUGACCAACAGAGGGGGCGGGGUCAUGGAGUCCCAUCAUCAUGUUGUUCACAGUGCAUACCAACGUUGGGCUAUAAAUGAAUACAUCAUUUCUGAGAGCAGUAUUUACAGGUGCUCAAAGUCGCUUUACAGAGAUAGUAGGCAGGACUCUGAGAGGAACUGGGAGCAUGGUUUGGUUUUGUUUGCUGCAUGGCUGAAGAUCCAGAGAGAGAAUGUAUAUCAACAAAGAAGGACUGAUUCUGCAAUCACCCCUCUCUUCUACCAGAUAAGGUCCUGUGAUUAAGGAGUUGUUGCCGUCCUUUCAGCUGUCGGGUGUAAGAAGGAGGGGAAGCAAAGAUGCCGAAACCGAUCAAUGUCCGUGUGACCACCAUGGAUGCAGAGCUGGAGUUUGCCAUCCAACCAAAUACUACAGGGAAACAGCUCUUUGACCAGGUGGUGAAGACGGUGGGACUACGGGAGGUCUGGUUCUUCGGCCUGCAGUAUGUGGACAGUAAAGGCUACAGCACUUGGCUCAAACUCAACAAGAAGGUGACUCAGCAGGAUGUGAAGAAGGAGAACCCUCUGCAGUUUAAGUUCAGAGCCAAGUUCUUCCCUGAGGACGUCUCGGAGGAGCUAAUCCAGGAGAUCACACAGAGGUUAUUCUUCCUGCAGGUGAAGGAGGCUAUUCUGAACGAUGAGAACUACUGUCCUCCAGAGACUGCCGUGCUUCUGGCGUCGUACUCUGUCCAGGCCAAGUAUGGAGACUACAACAAAGAUGUCCACAAGGCUGGGUACCUAACCCACGACCGACUGUUGCCUCAGAGAGUCCUGGAGCAGCACAAGCUUACCAAAGAGCAGUGGGAGGACAGAAUACAGACCUGGCAUGAAGAACACAGAGGAAUGCUCAGAGAGGACUCUAUGAUGGAAUAUCUUAAAAUCGCCCAGGACUUGGAGAUGUACGGAGUCAACUACUUUGAGAUCAAAAACAAAAAGGGCACACAGCUGUGGCUGGGCGUGGAUGCCCUUGGCCUCAAUAUCUACGAACACGAAGACAAGUUGACACCAAAGAUCGGCUUCCCUUGGAGUGAAAUUCGAAACAUCUCUUUCAAUGACAAGAAGUUUGUCAUCAAACCCAUUGACAAGAAAGCUCCUGACUUUGUGUUUUAUGCCCCGCGACUGCGCAUCAACAAGCGCAUCUUGGCGUUGUGUAUGGGUAACCACGAGCUAUACAUGAGGAGGAGGAAGCCCGACACCAUCGAGGUGCAGCAGAUGAAGGCUCAGGCCCGGGAGGAGAAGCACCACAAACAGAUGGAGAGGGCCCAGCUGGAGAAUGAGAAGAAGAAGCGAGAGUACGCAGAGAAAGAGAAGGAGAGGAUAGAGCAUGAGAAAGAGGAGCUGAUGGACAGGCUGAGGCAGAUUGAAGAGCAGACGAUGAGAGCUCAGAAAGAGCUCCAGGAGCAGACUCGCCGCGCCAUGGAGCUGGAGCAGGAGAGAAAAAGGGCGAGGGAGGAGGCCGAGAGGCUGGAGAGAGACAGACAUGCAGCGGAGGAGGCCAAAGCAGAGCUGGCCAGGCAGGCUGCAGACCAGCAGAAGACCCAGGAACAACUGGCUGCUGAACUGGCUGAAUUCACAGCCAAGAUCGCUCUCCUGGAAGAAGCCAAGAAGAAGAAGGAUGAAGAGGCCGUAGAGUGGCAGCACAAGGCUCUGUCCGCCCAGGAGGACCUGGACAAAACCAAGGAGGAGCUGAAGACAGCGAUGACUGUAGUGCCGGCUCCUCUGGACAACAACGACGAGAGCGACCAGGACGAGCACGAUGAGAUCAACGAGGAAGCCAGUGCCGACUUAUUCAUGGAGGGCGUCAGCCAGCUCGACCUCCGCAGUGAAGAGGCUCGCGUCACCGAAGCCCAGAAGAACGAGAGGGUCAAGAAACAGCUGCAGACAUUAAGCACAGAGCUGGCCGAUGCCAGAGAUGAAACCAAGAAGACGCAGAACGACGUGCUUCACGCCGAGAACGUGAAAGCAGGCCGAGACAAAUACAAAACGCUGCGGCAGAUCCGGUCGGGCAACACGAAGCAGCGCAUCGAUGAGUUUGAGUCCAUGUGAGCACCUCUGUCCCCUCAAGGGUUCGUGCUCCCAAACUUUCCCCUUAGCAGCUACCCAGUUUUCAUGGACAACAGAUGCUGCCGUCCCACCAAGUCCACCUCAACACCCAAUCUUGAGAAAUCAUCUUGUCAAACUUUGCCAAAGUCCUGCCGCACACCUCCUCUCUGAAUGUUCCGGAUAUCUCUUGCACGGAGCUGCCUACAUGCCGCUCUGAACGGACAAAUCUCGCUGACUGCAGAUAUCUGUAGUCCUUAAACACAGGAGACAAGAGAAACUGUAAAACCAAAAUGGAAGCAAUUGGGUUUUAUUUUGAGCAAACAUGGCCAUAGAAAGCUGCUUUUGUUUUGACUCUUAUGCAAAGGUUUCGUAUGAUUUCAUGUCUUCAGUUUAAUAUUCCUCUUGUUUUUAAGUUGUUUUCCUCCGCUUUAGUUUGGCUCGUUGUAUUGAUGAUGCCCUCCUUUUUUUAGUUGCAUUCAGCUACAAGCUUUGAAUAAAUAAAAAACGAGGUCAAUAUUUUCAUUCAGCGUCCAAAGCACUUCUUAGGUUACAUCAUUUUAAAAACAUAUCACAAGCUAGCCGUGCUAAUUCUCUUAGCAUCUGUGAGUCGUUAGAGAGCUGAGCCAAGGUCGUUUGAAUCAAACUCAAUGUUACAUUUAUAUGUUUAUACGAAAGAUCACACUGCAGUAUUUUAAUCGUUUUUUUUUCAGGCUAAAGAGCAGUAAGUUAUUGACCCUCGUGGAGAAAAGGAGACGGGUUUCAUUGAAAAAAUGUAGCAAAGGUAACGAAGGGAAAGUGUUUUUCACACGCAGAGGUGAUAGGAUAACAUGUAAUGAGCCUGUUUCGCCUUCGAGCUUUAUGAUGAAGAUAAGCUAAUAGUUGUACAAACCUUCCAGUUGCGU
Gymnodraco acuticeps is the source of this 3108-nucleotide messenger RNA. Its product is annotated as radixin. Gene Ontology annotation, biological process: positive regulation of protein localization to early endosome; regulation of organelle assembly; positive regulation of early endosome to late endosome transport. The record is from RefSeq and is a predicted model, not a curated record. The coding region runs from base 464 to 2209 and encodes 581 amino acids. Lineage: Eukaryota; Metazoa; Chordata; Actinopteri; Perciformes; Bathydraconidae. Gene Ontology annotation, cellular component: microvillus; adherens junction; apical part of cell. Gene Ontology annotation, molecular function: actin binding; cell adhesion molecule binding. The transcript is spliced from 15 exons.